Molecule: messenger RNA, 5012 nt
Organism: Megalops cyprinoides (Indo-Pacific tarpon)
Lineage: Eukaryota; Metazoa; Chordata; Actinopteri; Elopiformes; Megalopidae
Gene: gli2a
Product: GLI family zinc finger 2a
Exons: 14
Coding region: 204-4706 (1500 amino acids)
Biological process (GO): regulation of transcription by RNA polymerase II; smoothened signaling pathway
Cellular component (GO): nucleus
Molecular function (GO): DNA-binding transcription factor activity, RNA polymerase II-specific; RNA polymerase II cis-regulatory region sequence-specific DNA binding
Source: RefSeq, a predicted model, not a curated record
UUUCUCAUCACGUUCCAAGGAACAUGUUUCUUGUUGCUUUUUGACCGUGAAAAUAUUCCGUAAAUAAGAAGUUCGAUCGCAUUGAAAGUCAAGAGCUAAGAUUCAUUGGACAGACCGAACUGCGAGAGACCAAGUCAAACUACUGCUGUCAGGACACAUCUUUUCCGAGGUCCUCUCUCCUUCAGUCUUCACCACCAUUCACCAUGGAGACUUCAACCUCAGCUGCAACAGAAAAGAAGGAGUGCAAGGUAUCCAGUGUGGAGGGGAACAGCUUCUCUGACCUCCCCAAGAAACCCGCCCCUUCAGCAGUUGCAAGAGGCCCUCACCACAUAUUCCCGACCUUCCACACGCCCAUCCCCAUCGAUGUGCGCCACCACGAAGGAAGAUACCAUUACGACCCACACGCCCUACAUGCAAUGCACGGGCCUCCUGGGUUGGGUGGCAGUCCUGUCAUCUCAGACAUCUCUCUCAUCCGGCUGUCACCCCACGCCACAGGCACGGGGGAGUCUCCCUUUAGCCCCCCGCACCCCUAUGUGAACCCCCACAUGGAGCACUAUCUCCGCUCCGUCCACGGCAGCCCCACCCUCUCCAUGAUCUCUGCAGCCCGGGGCUUAAGCCCGGCAGACGUUACCCAUGAACACUUGAAGGAGCGCAGCCUCUUCAGCCUGGCCCCGCCCCCUCCCGGGGCCAACUCGGCCGAGUACUACCACCUGAUGGCCAGCCACCGCAACCCUUACGGGGACCUGCUCAUGCAGACCGGGGCCGCCGCUGCCGCUGCCCACCUGCCCGACUACAUCAGCCCUGUGGAUGUUUCCCGGUUCCCCAGUCCCAGGCUGACUCCCAGGCUGAGCCGCAAACGAGCCCUGUCCAUCUCGCCCCUCUCUGACGCCAGCAUCGACCUGCAGACCAUGAUCCGCACCUCGCCCAACUCCCUGGUGGCCUACAUCAACAACUCACGCAGCAGCUCCGCCGCCAGCAGCUCCUACGGGCACCUCUCCGUCGGAGGCAUCAGUCCCUCCUUUACGUUCCCCCACCCCAUCAACCCCAUGGCCUACCAGCAGAUUCUGUCCCAGCAGCGUGGUCUGAGCGCCUUCGGCCACACUCCGCCCCUCAUCCAGCCCUCACCCACCUUUUCUGCACGCUCGCACCCGCUGGGCAUCUCCGCCCUGCCCACCGUCGCCCACAACAACCACGCCGAGUCACACCAGAAUGCUGGUGGGGAUUCGGCAGUCAGCAGCACUGUCAACCCCAUGAUCACCAAGAGGUCAAAGGUGAAGACGGAGGGGGAAGGCCCUCGGCCUGCCUCCCCCUGCUCACAGGAUCAUCUGAGUGGGACUCUGGACCUGAAAGAGGACCUGGACAAAGACGAGUGCAAGCAGGAGCCUGAAGUGGUGUAUGAGACCAACUGCCACUGGGAGGGCUGCUCCAAGGAGUACGACACUCAGGACCAGCUGGUUCACCACAUCAAUAAUGACCACAUCCACGGGGAGAAGAAGGAGUUUGUGUGCCGCUGGGAGGAGUGCUCGAGGGAGCAGAAGCCCUUUAAGGCCCAGUACAUGCUGGUGGUGCACAUGCGCAGACACACCGGGGAGAAGCCACACAAGUGCACCUUCGAGGGCUGCUCCAAGGCCUACUCCCGCCUGGAGAACCUCAAGACCCACCUGAGGUCCCACACGGGCGAGAAGCCUUACGUGUGUGAGCAUGAGGGCUGCAAUAAGGCCUUCUCCAACGCCUCUGACCGGGCCAAGCACCAGAACCGCACCCACUCGAAUGAGAAACCCUACGUGUGCAAGAUCCCCGGCUGCACCAAGCGCUACACAGACCCCAGCUCUCUCAGGAAACACGUGAAGACCGUCCACGGCCCCGAGGCCCACAUCACAAAGAAGCAGCGGGGCGAUGGGCCCCCCAGGCCUCAGCCCCCAAAGGAGAAUGGAGAGAACGAGGCCAGCGCCAAGCACAGCAGCAGAGGCUCGGAGGACAGGCUGGAGGCCAACAGCACCACCAGAGGCAUGGAGGACUACCUGCAGGUCAAGUCCAUAAAGACGGAGAACUCUGUGAUGUAUCAGUCCAGCCCUGGUGGUCAGUCCUCAUGCAGCAGCGAGCCGUCACCGCUCGGUAGCGCCACCAACAAUGACAGUGGAGUAGAGAUGACCAUGCACAGCGGGGGCAGCCUGGGAGACCUGACCGCGCUGGAUGACGCCCCCGUGGUGGACUCCACCGUCUCCUCGGGAACCGGGACCACAGCAGUCGGCCUUCAGCUGCACAAGAACAUAAGCGCCCCCUACAGGCUGGAGCACCUCAAGAGGGAGAAGCUGAAAACAGUGAGGGACUCCUGCUCCUGGGCCAGCCAGGCACCUCAGGCCCGGAACACCACGCUGCCGCCCAUACCAGCCACAGGUUCCUUACUGGAGAAUUCGGGUUUUGGUGGUCCAACCGCAGUGCUCCCCUGCCCCCGCAUUGGUGAGCUGACCUCCACCGAGGUGACCAUGCUGAACCAGCUCAACGAGCGCAGGGACAGCACCACCAGCACCAUCAGCUCCGCUUACACCCUGAGCCGCAGGUCCUCCGGCAUCUCGCCCUGCUACUCCAGCCGCCGCUCCAGCGAGGCCUCCCAGUUCGGGGGCCGCCCCAACAACAUCAGCUCCGCCGACUCUUACGACCCCAUCUCAGCCGACCUGUCACGGCGCUCCAGCGAGGCCAGCCAGUGCGGCGGCGGGGGCCUACCCAGCCUCCUCAGCCUCACCCCAGCCCAGCACUACCGCCUCAAAGCCAAGUACGCUGCCGCCACCGGGGGCGCCCCGCCCACGCCACUGCCCAACAUGGAUCGCAUGAGCCUCGGGGCCAGGAUGGCCCUCUUCGGGGAUUCCCCCGGUCGGCCCUCCUACGCUCCUGCCGCCCCCCGGCGCUGCAGCGACACGGGCUACGGCGCCCCCAGCCUGAUGCCCCACGAGGUUCCCGCCAACAUCCCCCGGCGGGCCAGCGACCCCGUCCGCCGCCUGGCCCCGGAGCUUCCGUCCCUGCCGCGGGUGCAGCGUUUCUGCAGCAUGAACAGCGUCAACCCCGCCCCGCCACCCGCUGGCCUUGACCGCCGCGGCCUGGCCCCGCAGGGCUACACCCGCUCAGAUGGCAGCCUGCACCGCCACCCCUUCGCGCCCCGCCCGCCCAGCAUCUCCGAGAACGUGGCCAUGGAGACCAUGGCGGGCGAUGCCGACGGACAGGGCAGUGAGGAAGACAUAGUGCUGCCAGACGACGUGGUGCAGUACAUCCAGUCCCAGAACGGCAGGUCGGGCCAGGACACUGGCGCGCCGGCCUACACUGGCCAGCCACAGGGCUUCCAGGGCGAGGUGGCCUCACAGCAGCCGCAGUUUUACGGCCAGCGGAGGAUGGCCAUGGUGGACGCCAACAUGACCCCUCCGGGGCAGACCCUACCGGCCUGCCAGCUCAACCCAGCCCCCCAGCAGCAGUUCCCGGCCUCCCCGGGCGCCAACAGAAACAGCAUGCCUGUCCAGUGGAACGAGGUCAGCUCAGGGUCCGUGGACGCCACGCAGACCCAGGCUAAGCAGCCAUUUGCCCGGGGGAACCUGGCCAUCGUCCAGCAGAGGCAGAACUUCGGCAGCUUUCAGAAUGUCAGCUCCAACCAGCAGGUGGCGCAGAUGAGCCAGAACCUGGCGCACGCGGCCCAGCAGAAUUACAUGCAGCGGGGCUCGGGGCUGAUGCCACAGAAGAUGAACUGUGCCCAGCAGCAGAGGCAGCAGGCCGGCAACCCCUGUCCGAACCCCAAUGACCAAAUGAGCCUGCAUCAGCAAGCGUACAGCCAGAAUGGAAGCGCUAACCUGCGGCCCUCUUGCACCAGCGUGGCUGGAGGGUCAUCAGGAACUAUAGCUCCAAAUGGCAGGGGGAUGAUGCAGGCACCAGAGAUGCCCAACUACAGGUCCAGGACUCAGGCAGCCCAGACAGGGGGAAGUCAGAGCCACAUUUCCUAUGGAGGCAAUCACGAAAAUUACUCCCAGAUGAACCCCAGCCAACAGAGCCAAGUUCUACCGUCCCAGCGCUCCAUCUCAAACGGGUAUCAAGGGCUGAUGCAGCCGAGGCCGCCCGCGGAACCCAAAUCCCUGAGCAGACAGCAUUCGGGGCCGAGCACCAUGCAGCCCCCUGGAUUUCCUCAGUCAGGCUUCAGCCCCCGUUACGGCACCUCCGAGGCCAGCCCCAAGAGGCCCAGCGGCUCGGCCCGCGUCCACAGCGACAGCGGAGGAGAUGACAGCGCCAUGUUCUACACGGGCCAGAUUCACAUGUUCGAGUCCAGCGGCAGCUUCGACCCCCCCGCGCCCCACUGUGCCGGCACGCCCCAGGACAGCACGCUGCAGUGCCCCUCAGACGCAGCAGCUCCGGCGGCCAUUGCCAUGCCCUCCCCAGGAGCGGAGCAAGUCUCCAGCACGGUGGACUCCUCCCAGGGCCUGGACCAUGCCCAGAUCGACUUCGACGCCAUGCUGGACGACGGGGACCACUCCAGCCUCAUGUCGGGCACCCUCAGCCCCAGUGUCCUCCAGAGCCUAUCCCAGAAUUCCUCGCGGCUCACCACUCCCCGCAACUCGGUGACACUGCUGCCGCCCGUACCGGCUGGGAUUGGCAACAUGGCCAUCGGGGACAUGAGCUCCAUGCUGACUGCUCUGGCCGAGGAGAGCAGGUUCCUCAACAUGAUGUCAUAAGCCCGUGCUACACGAAGCAAUGUACAUGCAACUAAAUCCUCAGCCAAUUUUUUACAUGCCACCCAAUCCAGUUGAUUUACAACAGACACGCAACUCUUGUUGCAUCGUCACACAAUAGACAGACAUCUUAUUGAUCCAUCCAAAGUGCAGAUCCCUGUCACGUGAUUUAGUUGAUCAUGCAUUUAGCAGCCAGCUCCACAAGCAGCUUCAACAUAUUAGUGUUAUUUCUUGAGUUGCAUGACUUCCAACAAAGUUUGAGCACUUAAUGCCUGUGUUUCUGAGCAGGCAUUGAACAUUUCACAAUUA